CUUCCGCUGGAACAAAACUGCUGCUUUCAUAAACACUGGUGGACGGAAUUUGUGCAAAAAUUUGAUUAUAAAGAAACUUUAAACAUUUCUACCCUAUUCAAGCGAUUCCAUUUAAAACGCAAAGAUCCAGCCAUGAUAAAGCAACCGAUCCUUGCCGAGCUUCAGUACUUCGUGAAAAGUGUGUCCCUGCUGUACAAGGGAGUUCCGCUGAAGGAUACGGGUGCACUGGUAAAAUGUGCCCUACACCUGCUGGAGGAUCUUCCCUCGACGAGAGAUGCGGUGUUUGAUUAUUUCACGCUCGUGUUCAACAAUGCCGUUAAAGUGUACAUGCUUAGUGCUGAGAAAAACCUUCCCGAUCCCUCGGUAGACGAUGAAGCGGUGCAGGAAAUACACGAAGCCCUCGAGCGACUGGUAACGGUCGGCCCAACCGCCUGGUGUCCCGUGAUAUCGUCCUGGUGCUUGAAGCUCCUCGGCGAGGUGUGCAAAAAGCACUGCCGUCGCCGACCACCGGACAUUCGCGGAGCGUGCAACCUAUGGCUGGGCUGUAGUGCCAUCCGCUACCUGCUCAGCCUCAGUGCGCUGUGCUUUGAGAAGCUGGACCAGCGCGAAAUGGACGAGUGCAUCAACGAGAUGCUAGUGAUCUACGGUACGCACACACCGUUCUUCGACUGGGUGGUGGCCCGACUGGGCGGUUGCUUUCCGCUCCGGGUAAUGUCGAGCAUGCUGUCGAUGGGAGUGGCCCGCUUUAACGGUGACUUCGAUCAGCCGUCCGAGUCGGAGGUGGAGGUGCUAAGUUAUCUCGGGCUGGCGCACGAAAGUGAUUUGCGGAAAGCUCUGAAAUCGACGCUAGAACACGUCGCCUCGUACAAGCAACCGAUACCAUAUCUACUAAUGCUAGCCAAAGCUUCCGAAACGAUCUCGCAAGCGCUGGUGGCCGUAUUUCUGGAGCUUCAUGACGAAAAUCGGUUACCAACCCUUACGGUGCUGCCGAAAAACUGGCCCGCCAAUAUUGGCCUCCCCUACGUGCUGCACACCGUGGCCAGCCUACUGCUAAAGAUGAAAAAGCACGCCAUCCGGGUGACGCUGAUACUUGCGAAAAUGUCCACCCAGCACGGCUGGUGCCAGGAGCUGCUGGAAAUGAUGUUCAUCGAGCUGGAAACGCUCGUGCUGGACAAGCAUACCGCGGCCCUGCUCGAGGACAUCAUACGCGACGGAAUGCGAGAAAUGCUGUGGAACAGCUGUACCUCCGACGUUCCCUACCUGCAGCAAGUCGCUGUACGAUUAAUUCUACUGGCCAGCUUCAAAUCCAACUCCGUGUUUCACCAAACAAUCGUUUAUCUUCUGUCGGUGAGCGAACCGGCACUGGCUGCCAGCACCAAACCGCACCUAAAUGCGCUCGUGCGUGUGCUGGGCGGUCCGCACGGCACGGUGGACGUGCCGAAGGUAAAGCCCGCGUUCGAAACGGCCUUCGAAAAGAUACUGAUCAGUCCGUGCAAGCGGGUAGAGUGUUGGAACAUUCUGCACAACCUGGUGGAACUGUUGAAGCUGGAACGCACGGCCAUCCUCGGCAGCACGCUGCGCAAAGUGAACUGCACCGGCAUGAUGCACGAGCUGCUCGAUCGGGUGCUAAAGAUAUGGGAAAAUUUCAUGAGCCGAGAAAGGCAGGACGACACGCAAGGAGGUGGGUGUACCGUGAGGACGACGCAGGAAGUGCAGGAAAACACGAACGAACCGGGCAAAAGAGUAAAAAACGAACGACCGGAACCUAUGGAAACGGAUGAGCAGUACUGGCUGGGCACUGGCAGCCGAACAGUAACGUACAAAGACCUCAUCCACGAAACGGUAAGACUGAUCGAGUGUAUGGAUCUCGGCAAGAGCGUAACGAUCGGAACCGCCCAAACGCUGAAGCUGUCCCAGCUGCUGGUGAAAUAUUUUUUCUACUGCCUUAAGCUGUCCACCGCCGGCACGAGCGUUCCGUCCGGCACCGUACCGGAAUCGCUCGAUGAAUCGCUGAACCGGGUGUACAGCCUACUGUCCAAGCACUGCGGCCACCGGAAAGCCGCCCGCACCGCUGCCCUGCGCGAGCUGCUCGAGGGGGCACUGUUCCUGUACGGCGAUCUGUUUGGUUCGCAGGCGGAAUCGCAAGCGUACAGCUUCGACAAGCCGGACGAUCUGCUGAUACGGCUCAACCAGAAGCAGGGCAUCGCGCUCAACGCCUCCCGGGCGACGGUGCUGCACGCGGGCAUCAUCGGCCAGGGGCCGAAAAUACCGAGCAAAAAGGCGGUCGGGCCGGCGUCCGAUAUGCAGAACCAUCUGCUGAACGCGAUCGUCGCCUGCUGCCAGGACGUGAACGACCACCAGGCCACGAUCGAUGGGUUUAGCUACGUGUCGCUGCUGCUGGUGGAGAUGAUUUCGCCGGACGUGAUGUACAACGGGCUGCCGUGGCCGGAGGAGGACUUCAUACGCGUCACGAUGGAGCGCGACCUGCAGAUACAGCGCACCUUUCGGCAUUCGCCGAUCCUCUGGUCGAUUCUGGGCCUGGUAGCGUGCUACCGGCCAUCGCUCUGCUACUGCUCGGUGUUGCUCCGAGCGCUCUGCGCUUCCGCCCUGCACCAGUGGCGCUCGAAGACGGCGGAAACGCUGAACGGCCAGAAGACGGACCUGCUGUACAUGACGACGAAGCUGCUCGAGCUGAUGGCACUGGCCCAGCUGCUACCGCCACCGCUUAGCUAUCUGCACAUUGUGCUGGAGUACUUCGACGGACCGGAGAUCGCUUACGUGCUGAAGGAAUGCGUGUGGAACUACAUGAAGGAUCAUGUCCCCUCGCCCGUGCUGUUUGUGUGCGAUCCGACCGGGUUCCAUUGGCGCGAUCCGCUGACGUCGCGACCACCGCUCCAGUACACCAACCCGCUGCGCAACACCAUGCAAAAGAAGCUCACCAAGGUGGGCCAUCUGUACCAUCAGAUGUUUGUGGGGCCGGAACUGCGCAAUCCCAGUGCCAGUAACAGCGGCCAACCAACGCAGCAACCGCUGGUGCAGGGGUACAUAGUGGGCGGAAGUGGCGCUGGAGACCAGGGACCAAAAGCGGGACCGAGCGGGGGCUUUGCUGCGCAUGCAUUAGGACCGGGACAGGAACCGCUGUAACAGUAGGAAGGUUUCAAUCGAGCAAUGCAGAUGAAAAAGUACAAUUAAAAUGGAACAAUUCUUAACUAG
This is a messenger RNA of Anopheles arabiensis, 3213 nucleotides long. RefSeq names its product integrator complex subunit 5 (gene omd). Gene Ontology annotation, cellular component: integrator complex. Gene Ontology annotation, biological process: snRNA 3'-end processing. The transcript is spliced from 5 exons. Bases 133 to 3144 code for a protein of 1003 amino acids. The record is from RefSeq and is a predicted model, not a curated record. Lineage: Eukaryota; Metazoa; Arthropoda; Insecta; Diptera; Culicidae.